AUGGCUGCUACGGACAAGGACCCUGCCGCCAUUGAGCUGGCUAAGAAGCUUGAGCACAUUCCCUGGUGCGACGACUAUGAAAAGAUGAUUUCCGGUGUCCUAUAUGACGCCCAAGUUCCUGAGCUGAUCCAAGGCCGCUUCCGUGCGAGGCGCUUGAUGCACAAAUACAAUACCACAUUUCCUGACGAUGCCACGUUGGAGUCGCUCGAGAAGUCUCGCGCAGCGGCGCUCGGCGAAAUCUUUGGCAAAGUUGGCAAGGGCGCAUAUAUUGAGCCUCCUCUCAACAUCGACUACGGCUGCAACAUUGUGAUUGGCGACAAUUUCUACUCCAACUUCAACCUCGUUAUCCUCGACUGCGCCAUUGUAGAGAUUGGCAAUCGCGUCCAGUUUGGGCCCUUUGUGUCCAUCUUUUCAGCUACCCACGAGACCGGGGUGCAGUCUCGCCGCGACGGCGUCGAGUACGCCAAGCCUGUCGUCAUUGGUGAUGAUUGCUGGAUUGGGGGCAACACGACUAUCAUGCCAGGUGUUACCAUUGGCAAAGGUUGCACGAUUGGUGCGGGCAGCGUCGUGACCAAGUCGAUUCCCGACUUUUCCGUCGCCAUUGGAACUCCGGCUCGCGUAGUCAAGAAGGUUGAUCCUGUGCCUGAUUUGUAG
Messenger RNA from Akanthomyces muscarius, 654 nucleotides. RefSeq lists its product as uncharacterized. The transcript is spliced from 4 exons. NCBI's taxonomy places the organism in Eukaryota, Fungi, Ascomycota, Sordariomycetes, Hypocreales, Cordycipitaceae. Bases 1 to 654 code for a protein of 217 amino acids. Gene Ontology annotation, molecular function: acetyltransferase activity. The record is from RefSeq and is a predicted model, not a curated record.